Mustela lutreola (European mink) is the source of this 1384-nucleotide messenger RNA. RefSeq lists its product as uncharacterized. The record is from RefSeq and is a predicted model, not a curated record. Gene Ontology annotation, cellular component: mitochondrial outer membrane; mitochondrial outer membrane translocase complex. NCBI's taxonomy places the organism in Eukaryota, Metazoa, Chordata, Mammalia, Carnivora, Mustelidae. The coding region runs from base 1 to 930 and encodes 309 amino acids. Gene Ontology annotation, biological process: protein targeting; protein import into mitochondrial matrix; tRNA import into mitochondrion. Gene Ontology annotation, molecular function: transmembrane protein transporter activity. The transcript has 3 exons.
AUGGCUGCCGGGGCUCAGCGCCGAAAGCAAGCUGCAGCGGUUCUGGACGUUCCUCUCUCCUCAAAGCCAAGGCGGGCCAGGCAGCAUCGCUCUUGCCUAGCCGAGAACUGGCGGGAACUUCAAACCCCAGAGGCUGAACAAACAAGGCCGAGGUUCUGGAGUAGCAAUGAAAACAAAGAGCCUCACCACUCUGGUAGCUGGCUAAACUCGCAGCCUAUCAAUACAUAUAGGAUUAGGCAAAGGUUGAGAGACUUCUUCGUUCAACCUCCCAUCAAUCACUGGCUGACUGCUAAGGCACCAGAACAGAGACUUCAGUGCCCACACAACAAAGAACGGACUUUACCGAACAAUCACUUAAAACACAGAGAGCAGCUUUCCGCGUCUCCCGCGGCGAGCGGCCGGUCGCAGCGGCGUGGUCGCGGCUUCCCGGCCCACAGCUUCUUCGCCGGCCCCGCCGCCGCCGCGCUCGCUCCUGCCUCUGGGCCGUGGGAAGGUGGUGGCCGGAACCGCGCCGGCGCCGCCGGCGUCUGCGGGGCUCUCUGCAGCGGGUACUGCAUCUGCUUCGGCCGCAAGAGGCCGAGUGACCCCAACUUCGAGAACAGGCUUCGAGAACGAAGAAAGAAACAAAAGCUUGCCAAGGAGAGAGCCGGACUUUGCAAGUUACCUGACCUUAAAGAUGCCCAAGCUGUUCAGAGAUUCUUCCUUGAAGAAAUACAACUUGGGGAAGAGUUGCUAGCCCAAGGCGAAUAUGAGAAAGGUGUAGACCAUCUGACAAAUGCAGUUGCUGUGUGUGGACAGCCACAGCAGUUGCUGCAAGUGUUACAGCAGACUCUCCCACCACCAGUGUUCCAGAUGCUUCUGACCAAGCUUCCAACAAUUAGUCAGAGAAUUGUAAGUGCUCAGAGCUUGGCUGAAGAUGAUGUGGAAUGAGAACAUGUCAACAUAAUCUCAAUUAAAAAUAUUUUUAAAAUCUGAAGUUGGAAGCUGAGCAGCUCUGGGGGGAAAAGGGCAAAUAGGCUUGUUACGGACUGUCCUACACUGAAAUCUACCAAAGUUAAUUUUUACUUUGUGUAGAUCCAUUCGCCUGUUUUAUUUAUUUUUCCCAGUGAAAAGUGUAUUUUGAUACACUAUGCGGUCCAUUUUAUAAAUAUACUGAUUUACCAAAAUAUCAUGGAUUUUAUUCCUAAAACGUGCAAUUAAAGUGUACAUAUAACAUCACAUUACUUAGGUUAAAAAUACUCAGUGCUUAGUUUUGAAAGAUAGGCCGAAAAAGUAUAGGAGAAAGCUGAAGAAUGCACGUUCUUUUUAAGCUCGUACAUUUGCUCUACAUUAAAGAAUUGGAUGGAGUCUAUCAAAACUGAGCAUUAAAAUCUUUGAGAGAUUA